This is a messenger RNA of Platichthys flesus (European flounder), 1077 nucleotides long. RefSeq names its product 5-hydroxytryptamine receptor 4. Gene Ontology annotation, cellular component: membrane. The record is from RefSeq and is a predicted model, not a curated record. Gene Ontology annotation, molecular function: trace-amine receptor activity. Gene Ontology annotation, biological process: adenylate cyclase-activating adrenergic receptor signaling pathway. Lineage: Eukaryota; Metazoa; Chordata; Actinopteri; Pleuronectiformes; Pleuronectidae. The coding region runs from base 1 to 1077 and encodes 358 amino acids. The transcript has a single exon.
AUGGAUAACGGCAGCCUGGGAUUUCUCGGAGAAGCCAACACAUCUCUUCCGAUUGAACAUCAAUCCUGUGCUACAUUACGGAACCAGGUCUCACGCACUUUCCUGUAUGCCUUCUUCUCCGUUGGCAUCGCCUGCACAGUGGUUGGAAAUUUCUUGGUGGUCUUGUCCAUCGCCUACUUCAAGCGGUUGCAGUCACCCACAAACUCUUUUGUCUUGUCAUUGGCAGUGGCUGACUGUCUUGUUGGCCUGGUUGUGAUGCCUUACAGUAUGAUUCGGACCGUUGAAGGAUGCUGGUACUUUGGUGCCCUUUUUUGUAAGCUUCACUCCAGCUUAGAUGUUAUGCUUUGCACUGCCUCAAUAUUCCAUCUCAGCUGCAUUGCCUUUGACCGCUACUAUGCUGUGUGCAACCCGCUCAUCUACUCUUUAAAGAUGUCCCACAAUCGAGUAACUUUCCUCAUUGUGGUAUGUUGGGCAGUUCCCAUGCUCAUUUCGUUUUGCCCCAUAAUGCUAGAUCUUCAUAUUGCCGGUGUGGACAUCUUGCUCCCUAAAGACGUCUGCUUGUUCUUGGUCAAUCGCAUUUAUGCUGUCAUGGCUUCCUUGGUAGCCUUUUACUUGCCGAUGGGAAUCAUGUUGAUAGCAUACUGGAAGAUCUUCAAAGCUGCUAAUCGGCAGGCCAGGCAGAUCAGCGCCAUGGAAAGCCAGAUGGCUGCCGGUGUGGGCAAAGACUCAAGCAAGAAACAACGACACAGAAACGCAAUGAAAAGAGAGCGAAAGGCAGCAAAAACUUUAGGUAUCAUCAUGGGAGUUUUCCUAAUCUUCUGGGUGCCUUUCUUUACAGUCAACAUUGUGGACCCAUUUAUUGGAUACAGCACAGAGGUGGUUGUCUGGGAUGUAUUUUUAUGGCUAGGAUAUAUCAACUCAUCUCUGAAUCCCUUCCUGUACGGUUUCUUCAACCGUUCGUUCCGCAGGGCAUUCCUCAUGUUCAUCGGCUGCAGGGUAUGCCUUCCUGGAUCCUCCCCAGGGAUGGAACUAUCUCACACCAGGAAGGAGGCGAACGAACGUGCACAUCAACCAUAA